GCGACCGAGGAGGAGGAGCAGCAGGCGCGAGAGAAGAUGCUGGCGGCGCGGCGCGAGGACCCCGCCGGCGAGGGAGAAGGCGAGGGCGUGACCCUGCAGCGGAACAUCACGCUGCUCAACGGCGUGGCCAUCAUCGUGGGUACCAUCAUUGGCUCCGGCAUCUUCGUGACCCCCACGGGCGUGCUCAAGGAGGCGGGCUCGCCGGGACUGGCGUUGGUGGUGUGGGCCGUGUGCGGAGUCUUUUCCAUCGUGGGCGCCCUCUGCUACGCCGAGCUGGGCACCACCAUCACCAAGUCGGGCGGCGACUACGCCUACAUGCUGGAGGUGUACGGCUCGCUGCCCGCCUUCCUCAAGCUCUGGAUCGAACUGCUCAUCAUCCGGCCCUCCUCGCAGUACAUCGUGGCGCUGGUCUUCGCCACCUAUCUGCUCAAGCCUGUCUUCCCCACCUGCCCGGUGCCCGAGGAGGCCGCCAAACUCGUGGCCUGCCUCUGCGUGCUACUGCUCACAGCUGUGAACUGCUACAGCGUGAAGGCUGCCACCCGCGUGCAGGAUGCCUUCGCAGCUGCCAAGCUCCUGGCCCUGGGCCUGAUCAUCCUACUCGGCUUCAUCCAGAUCGCAAAGGGUGACGUGUCCAACCUAGACCCCAAGUCUUCCUUUGAAGGCACCAACCUGGAUGUGGGGAACAUCGUGCUGGCAUUGUACAGCGGCCUCUUCGCCUAUGGAGGAUGGAAUUACCUGAAUUUUGUCACGGAGGAGAUGAUCAAUCCCUAUAGAAACCUGCCGCUGGCCAUCAUCAUCUCGCUGCCCAUCGUCACCCUGGUGUACGUGCUGACCAACCUGGCCUACUUCAGCACGCUGUCCCCCGAGAAGAUGCUGUCAUCCGAGGCUGUGGCCGUGGACUUCGGCAACCACCACCUGGGAGUCAUGUCCUGGAUCAUCCCAGUCUUCGUGGGCUUGUCCUGCUUUGGCUCAGUCAAUGGGUCCCUGUUCACGUCCUCGAGGCUGUUCUUCGUGGGGUCCCGAGAGGGCCACCUGCCCUCGGUCCUCUCCAUGAUCCACCCAGCCCUCCUGACACCCGUGCCGUCCCUCGUGUUCACGUGCAUCAUGACCCUGCUCUACGCCUUCUCCAACGACAUCUUCUCCGUCAUCAACUUCUUCAGCUUCUUCAACUGGCUUUGUGUGGCGCUGGCCAUCAUCGGCAUGAUCUGGCUUCGCUUCAAGAAGCCCGAGCUGGAGCGGCCCAUCAAGGUGAGCCUGGCCCUGCCCGUGUUCUUCACCCUGGCCUGCCUGUUCCUCAUCGCUGUGUCCUUCUGGAAGACGCCCGUGGAGUGCGCCAUCGGCUUCACCAUCAUCCUCAGCGGGCUGCCCGUCUACUUCUUCGGGGUCUGGUGGAAGAACAAGCCCAAGUGGCUCCUGCAGGCCAUCUACUCCACGACCGUCCUGUGCCAGAAGCUCCUGCAUGUGGUCCCGCAGGAGACCUAGCCCACAUGCCCGAAGCCACCGGGAGCAGGGCGCAGCGCCAUCUUGCCAGACCACUGAAAAGCAGCUUCCGUACCCAUCCUCCCCACAGCUGCGCCGCGACAUGCACUGCCAGGCGCCCAAUCCCCUCCUUGCCCCCGCAUGGGUUGGGCACCUACGGCGAUUGUGAAAACUCCGGUACGAAUUUAGACCUGGAAGGUGAACCUCUGCCUUGGCUCCCUGGGCACAAGGGACUUCCUGUCACCUCAGCCCUGCUCCCUUCCCUUGUUUUCAGAUUUGUUUUUAUUUUAACUUAAAUUUGGAGUCAUGUUGACACCACUGAGAUGAUUAUUGUUUAAAGAAGCGGGGCAGAGAGGCGAGGAGGUGGUGUUUUCUCACCUAACUCUGUCUGCGGCACAGCUGCCUCACAGGGACCAGAUUGCUUCACAGGGUGCGUGCAACUACUGAACUCAUCACCGCCAUGACCACGGACUGCUCUGACAGACACAGCCAGACAGCCAGACAGCCCCAGUCCCACUGUGUGACAGAGAGCACCCUUCCUCCUGUGUCGUCACAGCUGUAGGGUGAGACUGAGAAGGGCCCCCAGACACCAGGUCCCCUCUGCUGUAAACCCGGGGUCGGGGUCGCAGUCAGCUGGCGAGCCCCCCAGAGCUCUCCACGGUGCACACUGCCUCAGUUCCCAGGGUGGCCCCUUCCGGCCCAGCCAGGGGAGCACUGAGCCAGAGACUUUGAGACACUCCUACCCUACGCAGCACUCUGUCUGGGGCUCUGCCUUGGGCCCCCGAGAGGAAGGUGGCGGCACCCCUGCAGGGACCAUGCUGUGCCUGGGGCCCUUAGGAGGUGGACGGGGCGUGGACAGGUCCCACUGCCUCCUCCAGCAGGGCUCCCGAGACCCGGGGCCAGCCUGGGUCCGUGGUGCUGGCCCAUCCCGCCUGCCUUCCACACAGGGAGACCCCAGGCUCCGUGCAGGGACCCAGCCGACCCUGAGGCCCCUCUGCUACCACACUCGGCCCACUUGGCCUGGGUUCUGGUCCAUGGGGUUGUCCUGUUUCAGAACGUCCCGUUCAGCCCAUUGCUUUUUAUCUUGUCCUAACGUCUUACUAACGGACAGGUCCUGUGGUGUCGCAUUUAUUUAUUCCCGUGGUCAGCACUCAGCCUCGUUGACUUCACGGUGGGCUCAGCAGCCACCCUGCGCUGUCCCUGUGACAUCCACCGUGUGAGGCAUGUGGCUGGGUGUCUUUAUUCUUGUGUUCAUGGCUAACCUGUUACCCUAGGCUUGUUAGGGUGGGUAGUGCUGUUGUAUUGUGGGGUUUUAGUGUUUUGUUUUGUUUUAUUUUUUAAUAAAAAGCAUUUGGAAUUCUGA
Messenger RNA from Fukomys damarensis (Damara mole-rat), 2842 nucleotides. It is a transcript of the gene Slc7a5, whose product is annotated as solute carrier family 7 member 5. Gene Ontology annotation, cellular component: membrane. The transcript has 10 exons. NCBI's taxonomy places the organism in Eukaryota, Metazoa, Chordata, Mammalia, Rodentia, Bathyergidae. Gene Ontology annotation, molecular function: L-amino acid transmembrane transporter activity; neutral L-amino acid transmembrane transporter activity. The coding region runs from base 37 to 1482 and encodes 481 amino acids. Gene Ontology annotation, biological process: amino acid transmembrane transport; neutral amino acid transport. The record is from RefSeq and is a predicted model, not a curated record.